UGCGCUCAGACAGAAACACACAGAGAAACACACCGAGGAGCAGAAACAGAAACCAUUCACCUCCUAUCCAUCAUGGAUACUCUUUGGGCUCGUACUCUUCUCUUUGCUGGAUAAACCUUUGGACCUACAUUCGUAUCAUGGGAAUAUACUGUCUGCGCGCUCGGUCCCGUGGAUGUCUAUAGUCUUGAUGGAAAGCAUGUCCCCGCAGCAGGGGACCAUGGGACAGAACAGGUCCGACUCUCUGACGGGAGGGGGCAAGGCUCUUCCCGACAGCAAAAAGAAGAUGAAGACUUUGGCCCAGAGACGACAGUCGGCUCCCUCGCUGGUCAUCAGCAAAGCACUUACCAGAUCCAGAAGCACAUCCAGGGAAAGCUGCUUGACGCCAGUCAGCCCGGAUUCCUGUCCCCUGGUCCAGGCCUUCCUGGCUGAGUGUCCACGCAGAUUAUUCUUGGGUCAUAUUCAAACGCAGCUGAAGACGGGCCUGCAGACCCAGGAGAGACACCUCUUCCUCUUCACAGACACGCUGCUUGUCGCCAAGGCAAAGUCUUCCACUCACUUCAAAGUGAAGGCCCAGGUCCGAGUGUGUGAGAUGUGGACGGCCAGCUGCCUGGAGGAGGUGUGUGAGGGAAGCACCAACCCAGAGAGGAGCUUCGUCAUGGGCUGGCCCACCUGCAACUGUGUGGCCUCCUUCAGCUCCGAAGAGCACAAGGACAAGUGGUUUGCACUCAUCAAAAGUCGGAUACUUGAGGGAAAAGAGAAGGACGACCCCAAGACCAUCCCUCUGAAGAUUUUUGCAAAGGAUAUUGGAAAUUGUGCAUAUGCCAAAACGCUUGCGGUCAGCCACACUGACAGCACCUCUGAUGUCAUCCGCAUGGCUCUGCUGCAGUUUGGCAUUUCGGGCUGCGAAAAAGACCACAGGUUGUGGGUGAGCUCCAGUAAGGACGAGCCUCCGUACCCUCUCAUUGGCCACGAGUUUCCCUUCAGCAUUAAGAUGAGCCACAUUCGGGAUGGGGGGAGCAGCGUGGGGGGGGCAGGGAGGGAUCCAUCGACUCCCACAGACUCUCCAGGCGUUCUGCUGUUGGACCAGUGUCUCCCCCCCGACACCCAGUGCCAGUUCAUCCUCAAACACAGCAAAGUGACCCCGGGACAGACUUCACUUAUAGAGCCUGGUCAGCAGAAGACCUUUAAGAGGAAGAGGUCUCUGAUCAACUGGCCUUUCUGGAGAGGCUCCAACACGCAGCUGGACGGCCUCCCCCUCUCCCCCAACUCCCUCUCCCCAACUCAGGGUCGUCUGUUCGGGCGCCCGCUGAGCUCCGUCUGCUCUUCAGACCACGGCCUGCCCAAGCCUGUCAUGGACAUGUUGGUGUUCCUGUUCCUGGAGGGGCCGUACACACGGGGCAUCUUCAGGAGGUCCGCCGGGGCCAAAGCCUGCCGGGAGCUGAGGGACCGAGUGGACAGUGGGAGCGAAGACCCCGAGAUCACACACCAGUCUGUGUUCGUCAUCGCUGCUGUCCUCAAGGACUUCCUGAGAAACAUCCCGGGCAGCCUGCUGUGUGUGGAUCUGUACGAGCAGUGGAUGGAUGUGAUGGAGGGGGAGGCGGGAGAGGAGAGGACGCAAGCUGUCCAAAGGUUGCUGCAGCUCCUGCCCAGCGACAACCUGCUGCUGCUGCGUCAUGUGAUCGCCGUGCUGCACUGUAUCCAAGGCAACGCCCACGACAACCAGAUGAACGCCUUCAACCUGUCCGUCUGCAUCGCUCCCAGCAUGCUUGGGGCUCCAGCGCCGAGCACCCCCGAGAUGGAGGGGGAGGGCACCAAAAAGGUGUGUGAGCUGGUCCGCCUCCUCAUAGAGAACUGCACCAUGGUGCUGGGAGAAGACGUGACCUCGCUGUUCAGGAGCUUCAGCCAGAAGAGCAGCAACAGUGACCACGGCUCAGAUGUGUCGUCCUUCCAGAUGAACGACUCGUCCUACGACAGUCUGGAGAACGAGCUGAACGACGACCCCGAGUCUCCCUUCCAAGAGCAGCUUCCUCUUCGAGACAAAGACAAGCCGGACAGCCUCAGUCGAGACUCUGUCAUCACGCUCAGCGACUGCGACCCCGACCCUGACCCCGACACGGACCACCUGCUGCAGCUGCCCCCGCUGGCCAGGCCGCGCAUGUUCAGUCCCGCGGUCCGACAGCCUCGAACCCGCCAAUCAAACGGGGCGUCGCAGGGUCCCCGGAGACUGAGGAGGAGCUCGGAGCCCGCCUUGACCCUGUCCAGCACUCCUCCAUCAGACACGUUGAUGCCGCACGCAGAUCUAACGGUGAGAAAGGUGAGCUACGACGCUGCCAUGGAGAGAGAGGAAGAGGAGGAAGAGGUGUUUCUGCAGCAGGGGGUGAGUGGACUACAGCUGAAGGAGGAGGGAGAGGAAGGUUGUGAGAAGGGAGGAGGAGCCAAAGUGCAGAAUGGUGGGCGGAGGAAGAUGAAACACGCCCCUCCUCCUCCGCUGCGAUUGGAUGUCAGCUGCUCCAGUCUGUCGUCACCGGCGACCUCACCCACAGGCUCCUCCCUCAGCUCGUUAGACUCCGCCUUCUCACAGUACUCCACUGACUACGCCAGCAAUGGGGCAAAUCCAUUGGCCGAGCCGCCACCACCGCUCUCCCCUCUGUUUCCUGGACGUCCUCCGUUGUCACCGAGAGACUCCCCGCCUCAGAGGGAAGCCCCGCCUCUUUGGCCCACACAGGGCAUGAGGACCAAUCAAACGCUCCCUCACCAUCACGGCCUCCACCCUAACACGUGGCUAAAGAAGGACCGCCGCCUGUCACUAAAGCACUCUGAUAAUAAUGGACACUCGGAGGAGCCUGAAGUGAACGGGAAAACAGACACAAAUGGGAAAACAGACACAAACGGUAACAGCUGCUCUGACGUUCAGGAGGUGGAAGUGAACAGAAACUGCGGGCGUAGAUCCAGCAGCCCUCCGUCGUACCAUCAGGCGUUAAUGCAGCUGCAGCGCAGUCGCUCUCCCUUCUACAGGGGGACAGAGAAACCUCUGACGGUCCGAGAGCUGAGGCAGCUCCAAGACCCGACCAACAGAUCCAUCCAGAAACUACUCACAGGAAGUGAGGUCACACACAGCACUGCUGGAAACGAGUCUGUGCAGCCGCCACAGGGUGUUUUCUACGGGCAGAACGCCACCACCCUGGUCCUCAAGAAGCAAAAGUCCCACUCUAUAGCCCUCGAUGGAAACAGAGGGCAAAGGACGCUCCCUCACCCCCGCAGAGCAUCUGAACCCUCCAACGUCACGGCGAGCUCUCCCCCCUGCAGCCUCACUCUGGACAGACCUCGCUCCUCUAAGGCCCGGUCCAAAGAUGGCGGCCUGAGGGUGUCACAGGUGGAGCCCAACCACGCCGAGCCAAGCUUCUGCCUGUCUCCCUCCGCCACCCUGGCUGUAAGGGACUACUUCUCCUCGCAGCAGGGUGAGGAGGAUGCGGACGCGUGCCUGCGGAGGAGUCAGGAGGUGGCGCUGGCCAUCGUUCAGGGGAAGAGGGACUGGCAGAGCAGGCGCUGCAGCGACCCGCCGGCGGAAGACUUUGACCAGCUUUUUUUUGCAGAAGAGUCAUACGUGUAAAUAAGGAACUCUGUACAGACGGAUUGUGUAUAAGAAACUGUUUUUUAUCUGUUUAAUUCACUUUGUGAUAAUGUUCCCCCGUAUACACCCCUUUCAGUGGUAGUCAUCCAUAAACAAAAAGGUGUUGCAGUUUGUGGUACGGUCAAGGUUUUAGAUUUGAAAAGGUACCGAUGAACCUUGUUCGCCUCCUUGUGGUUGUUCACUACUCAAAUGUAUUCUGACUCCCUGUCAAUAGUAGACUUUGAAGGCGUUAGUUAUAAUCCAUUAAAUUCAUUUUUGAUACCUCUUUCAUGUAUUUGAUGAAGUUGCUUUGUAACUAGGGGUCCUACAAUGGUUAAUUAUUAGGCAGUAAUGCUUGAUUCUGUGAAUUCAAUACAGACAAGAUGUGAUUCAUUGGACAUCUGGGUCCCUAAACAAUCGUUAAAGCUGCUGUCAAAACAAGUCAGAGUUACAGCUCAAGUACCAACAAAAAUCUGGGUCCUCUAAAAAGUAUUUAGUGUGUCCUUGUUUUGGAAUGUGAUGAAGCUUUUUAAAAAGAAAUGAAGGAAGAGGAGCUCCUCAGAAAUGAAAGAGAAAG
Molecule: messenger RNA, 4187 nt
Organism: Notothenia coriiceps (black rockcod)
Lineage: Eukaryota; Metazoa; Chordata; Actinopteri; Perciformes; Nototheniidae
Product: rho GTPase-activating protein 20-like
Exons: 15
Coding region: 173-3610 (1145 amino acids)
Biological process (GO): signal transduction; regulation of Rho protein signal transduction
Molecular function (GO): GTPase activator activity
Source: RefSeq, a predicted model, not a curated record